This is a messenger RNA of Biomphalaria glabrata, 2904 nucleotides long. RefSeq lists its product as uncharacterized. The coding region runs from base 227 to 1657 and encodes 476 amino acids. The transcript has 7 exons. Lineage: Eukaryota; Metazoa; Mollusca; Gastropoda; Planorbidae. The record is from RefSeq and is a predicted model, not a curated record. Gene Ontology annotation, molecular function: protein binding.
AGUCAAAGACGAAUUCGUUUUCUAACAAAAAAUCGUAGCUCUAGAUCAGUAGAUGAACUUCUAGAUUAGAUAUGUAGUCUAGAUCUAGAUCUACAUCUAUUAUAGAUCUAAUUUUCAUUUAUUAUCUUUAUCAAAUUUAUGUUAUCCCUACCCAGACUAGGUAGGCCCCGCGCAAUCCGUUUCGAGAUUCAUCUUCAUACUGUAGUCGUCACAUUGAAUCUAUACUAUGGAAGAACUGCCUUCCUUAUUUCAUCUGACACUAAAAUUUAUCGGAAGUCAUCUAACACUUGUUGAUUCUCUGGUUGGGUUCCCAGAGAGUAUUGGCCAACAAAUAUUUCACUGCUCUUCUAAACAAGAACAAUUUUCACAACUUGGAAAGGACUUACAAUGCAGAAGAAAGUUGAAGAUUUUCUUUGAAGCCUACAGCAGUGAAGGUAUUCUUGAUGGCCUGUCACUUCAUGGAAAUCCUUUGUUCCUAAAUGAUGUUAUAGAUGACUGCUUGUGGUUAUUUGAUGGUCUGGUUGACCUAGACCUUUCGUUUUGUAAUCUUGGAGACAAUCAUGAUGCUUUGUUACUACUCACAAGUAGAUCAAGAUUGCAGAGUUUAUCUCUGUGUAGUAACUAUCUUACAGACGAAGGCAUACGGAAACUAACAAUUCAAAAUAGGAUGUUUAAACAAAAAUCUUCACUUGUCUAUUUAGAUUUAUCAGACAAUAAGGUGUCAGACAAAUGUGUUAGCCAUUUAACAUGUUUGGAGAAUCUAAAAGUGGUCAACAUUUUCAAUACUGGUAUUUCACUAAAAACCAUUAAUACAGUUUGGUCUCUUUGGGACUCCGUGAAUCCAUGCAGCUGUAUCCAAUCUUUGAUGAAAUUCACCACAUCCGGAUGGGCUUGUGAUGUCAUCAAUAUUUGGAAAUCACAAUACGAAAUAAUCAGAGAUAAGAAUGUUGUUGAUGUGGCCAAACUUAACGUCUCUGACGCAGUCACUUGUGGCUUUUAUAAAAGAAAAAAAAUCAACAAUAGAGCGUCUACGCCCAGGUCAUCAGAUGUUGAGUUUCAUUUUAUGGUCCACAACACUUUCACUUGUCCACACAGACAGCAGAAGCCAGAGACUAGUGCUAUUUCUACAGCUUCCCUUCACUUUCUCCCCAGAAGUAAGGCCUUAAAGUCAGCAAGUGUCCAUGCAGAAAGGGUCUGCUCAGAUUUGGAUAUAGACUCUCUUCUUCUUCAAUACUCACAGUCGCCACCCAAAAAGAAAGACUCUCUUCUUCAAUACUCACAGUCGCCACCCAAAAAGAAAGACUCUCUUCUUAAAUACUCACAUUCCCCACCCAAAAAGAAAGACUCUCUCCUUUUUCAAUACUUAAAGUCGCCACCCAAAAAGAAAGACUCUCUCCUUCUUCAAUACUCAAAGUUGCCACUCAAAAAGAAAGACUCUCUCCUUCUUCAAUUCUCAAAGUUGCCACUCAAAAAGAAAGACUCUCUCCUUAAAUACUCACAUUCCCCACCCAAAAAGAAAGACUCUCUCCUUCUUCAAUACUCAAAGUCGCCACCCAAAAAGAAAGACUCUCUCCUUCUUCAAUACUCAAAGUCGCCACCCAAAAAGAAACAAAAACUAAGUUUGUCUCUGAAUAUUUUAGAUUCAUACAUUUCCUGAGAUAAUUCUAGUUUUUAUUCUGUUGUGAGAUUGACCUGGUAAUUUGGACAUGGAAGCUUUAUCCAGUACAGAGCCACUGGUCGAUAAAACCAUAGCUUGAAUUCUCUACAUUAUCUGUGAUGGGUGUAGGUCCAGUAUUGAGCUGAACAAAAGCUAUUGUCCUCCACUUUGAAGUCAUUUUUCCAUGACAGCCACUGUGCCAAGAAACAAACAUUUUGAACCUUAAUUUUGUGUUUUUAUGGGUACACAGAGCAUGACAUGACCAAUAAUAUUGUUUUGAGCUUGCUGUAAGCUCUACAAGAUACAUAUCCACUCUAGGUAUUGGUAGACUUUGCCAAAUAAAGCAGUAUUUUAAUCAAGAUAGGAAAAUUUUAAAGCUAGACAUUUCAGACCAAUAUUGACUGAGAUUUACUUCUUGUAUUUCCCUCUUAACUAACAAGCUAUUCAAGUUGUAGUCAUUUUAAAUGAUCACCAUUGGGGAAUAACCUCUACAUAUACACAUUCUUUUUUUUUGUGCCUGUAUUUGAAGUAGCUCUUCUUUAUUUUUUUUGUCUUUAUUUCCAAUAAUAAAAAAUUAAAAUGGCUUGUUUCAGCAUUUUUUUUCCAAUAUUUUGUUUCCCUUAAAAAAUUUUAUUUGUAACCUUUUAAUGUUUUUCACCAACCAGUUAUAUUUUGGAGCUGGAUAUAUCAAUUCUUGUUUGGUCUUCAUAUAUAUAUAUAUAUAUGCAUGUCAUAUUUAUGCAGGAUCUUGUGAGUGUAUAUUUGAUCAUCAUGUCUUUCUCUCUUUUAUUUUUUUCUAUACACUUACAAAUGUUUUGAAUACAGAAAGUUGGCAAUAGUUUGAAAUCUGUUUUUUUUUUUCUUUAAUUAUCCCAUAAAUGCCUGACACAUUUAAGUUUCAAAAUGUUAGCUUGUAAAGCUAUUAAAAAAGAUGUAAAAUGUCCUUUUGGUUAUAAAUAAGUUUAUUUUAUAGUUAUAACUUAACAAAGAUUGAUGAUCAAAGUUUAGAAUAAGCACUUGUAAUAUCAUGUGAAAUAUGAUUAGACUUGAAAGUUUCUCAGACAAUAAAAAAAAAUGCAUUCCAUUCAAUAUUUAUUUUAUUUAUAUUGCAUCUAUUGGGCAUUUUCAAACCAACAGUUUAUGACAGAUAAAUGCUAUUUGUUUACACUUUGAUCUCUAAGAUCUCAUUUAUGACUUUGCCUUUGGUAUGAUAAUGUCUAAUAAAUAAAUUAUUUGUAAGAGUUGAA